CUAUAGCCAACUCAAACAGACUCAACAUGCAACAUCUUUCCGUUAUUCUCUGUUGCUGUUUCGUGGCUUUGACUGCAGCUGACAAGCUUGGCUAUAAUUACCAGCCCGUCGCUCAUUCCGGCUCUGGACUGUCAUUUGCGCCUGACGACGCUGCCAGCAAUGUGUCGCCCUCAUAUGCAGCAGGACUUGGCCCAGCUGCUUAUUCUGGUGACGCAGGCUCAGCCCAGCCGUCACUUGUGGAGCCAAGCGGGCCCAUUGCUGCGCCAUCUGCAGAGGCUCUAGAUUAUUCUGCGGCGCAGCCUGAGCUGCAGAAAGAGUUUAUCACCUAUACGGUGAAUGAGGAGGACUUCGAUGAGCCAGCUGCAUCUGAAAAGGUGUCCAACUCGUUGAGCAAGGCUCUGCGUAUUGUCUUUGUCAAGGGGCCCGAAAAUAAUGGCCUGGAGAGAGCCGCUGUGGCUCUGGCCAAGCAGGCCGCCCAGCAGGAGACCGCCAUAUAUGUCCUGAGCAAUCAGGCCGAUAUCAAUGAUUUGGCCAACAAGCUCAAUGCCAUUCGCAGUAAUGCCAAUAACAAGCCCGAGGUGCACUUCGUCAAGUACCGCACUCCUGAGGAUGCCUCAAAUGCUCAAAAAGCCAUUCGGGAUCAAUACGAUCAGCUAGGUGGAUCAUCCUCCCAUCAGGACGGCGGUGCUGCACCCGUACUCAAUUUCGCCUCUAGUGCGCCAAGUCCAGCUACUGCACCAGCACCAGCAACAGCACCACAAAUAGCUGAUGAGGCAGCCACUGAGCCUAUUUCCUCAUACAUUCCACCUGUAACUCCAGGCAGCACGUAUUUGCCUACAAACCUUUUGCGCCGCUUGCGAGUCUAACUCUUAG
This is a messenger RNA of Drosophila arizonae, 873 nucleotides long. RefSeq names its product TweedleJ (gene TwdlJ). Lineage: Eukaryota; Metazoa; Arthropoda; Insecta; Diptera; Drosophilidae. Gene Ontology annotation, cellular component: chitin-based extracellular matrix. Gene Ontology annotation, molecular function: structural constituent of chitin-based larval cuticle. The record is from RefSeq and is a predicted model, not a curated record. Gene Ontology annotation, biological process: chitin-based cuticle development.